Molecule: messenger RNA, 1833 nt
Organism: Penicillium subrubescens
Lineage: Eukaryota; Fungi; Ascomycota; Eurotiomycetes; Eurotiales; Aspergillaceae
Product: purple acid phosphatase family protein
Exons: 4
Coding region: 1-1833 (610 amino acids)
Molecular function (GO): metal ion binding; protein binding; acid phosphatase activity
Source: RefSeq, a predicted model, not a curated record
AUGAAGGCUACUACUGCUUCCGUCCUGUUGGCCCUGUCGGCGGCCGUCGCUGCCCGCCCUACGGUCGAUACUGAGUACGACUACACCGGCCCAGAAGUCCCAGUUGGCGAUUGGAUUGAUCCCACCGUCAAUGGCAAUGGCAAGGGUUUCCAUCGUCUCGUCGAGCCGCCUGCUGUAAAGCCUGCUAGCUCCAACCCGACCAACAACGUCAAUGUGAUCUCGCUGUCCUACAUUCCUGAUGGCAUGCACAUUCAUUACCAGACUCCCUUUGGUCUGGGCUGCGCUCCAGAGGUUAAGUGGGGAAAGAGCCCAAGGAAGCUGAACAAGGUCGCUACGGGCUUCAGCCACACAUACGGUCGCACUCCAUCUUGCUCCCAAGUCAAGGCUGUCACCCAGUGCAGUGAAUUCUUCCACGAGGUUUCUCUCGAAAAACUCCACCCUGGCACCACCUACUACUACCAGAUUACUGCUGCCAAUGGCACCACCGAGUCUGAGAUCUUGAGCUUCAAGGCCGCCCAGAAGGCUGGUGAUGACCAGGAGUUCAGCGUGGCCGUGUUGAACGACAUGGGUUACACUAAUGCUCACGGUACUCACAAGUACCUAGUUCAGGCUGCCACCGAGGGUACUGCUUUUGCCUGGCACGGUGGAGAUAUCAGCUAUGCUGAUGACUGGUACUCGGGUAUUCUGCCCUGCGAGGAUAGCUGGCCCGUUUGCUACAACGGCACCAGCACUUCUCUGCCCGGUGGUGGCCCCAUCCCCGACGAGUACAAGCAGCCACUUCCCAAGGGCGAGGUUCCCAACCAGGGCAGUCCCCAGGGUGGUGACAUGAGUGUUCUGUACGAGUCCAACUGGGACCUGUGGCAGCAGUGGAUGGAUGAUGUCACUACGAAGAUUCCUUACAUGGUUCUGCCUGGUAACCACGAGGCUGCUUGCGCCGAGUUUGACGGCCCUGGCAAUGUCCUCACUUCUUAUCUGAAUGACAACAAGGCCAACACCACUACCGCUAAGGCUGCAUUGACCUACUAUAGCUGCCCGCCUUCCCAGAGAAACUUCACGGCCUACCAGCACCGUUUCCGCAUGCCCGGUGAGGAGACUGGUGGUGUUGGUAACUUCUGGUACUCUUUCGACUACGGUCUCGCCCACUUUGUCUCCAUCGAUGGCGAAACCGACUUCGCCAACAGCCCCGAGUGGUCCUUCGCCGAGGAUAUCAAGGGCAACGAGACCCACCCCAAGGAAUCGGAGACUUUCAUCACUGACAGCGGUCCUUUCGGUGCUGUCGAGGGCAGUGUCAAGGACACCAAGUCUUAUGAGCAGUACAAGUGGUUGAAGAAGGAUCUGGAGAGUGUUAACCGCAAGAAGACUCCCUGGGUCAUUGCCAUGAGCCAUCGUCCCAUGUACAGCUCUGCCUACUCCUCUUACCAGCUGCACCUCCGCCAGGCGUUCGAGGACCUGAUGCUUGAGAACGGUGUCGAUGCGUAUAUCUCUGGUCACAUCCACUGGUACGAGCGUCUCUUCCCUCUCGGCGUGAACGGUACCAUCGAUACUGCUUCUAUCAUCAACAACAACACCUACUACACCAAUGCCGGAAAGUCCAUGACUCACCUCAUCAACGGCGCGGCCGGAAACCUCGAGAGCCACAGCGAGUUCAGCUCGGGCCAGAGCCAGAAGAACAUCACUGCCGUUCUCAACAACGUGGACUACGGCUUCAGCAAGUUGACCGUCGUUAACUCCACUGCUCUCAAGUGGGAGUACAUCCGCGGCGGCGAUGGCAAGGUCGGCGAUUCGCUGACGCUGUUGAAGCCGGCUGGCUACAAGCCUGGCAAGAACAAUUAG